CCGUAAUUGAGCGCGUAAGGACACGAGGGGCCAGUCCUAUUCCUCUCUGCUCGAAAGUGGUAACCUUAUAGCGUUGGUUGAAUUAAACGAGAUGCAAUCCAAACGUCAUUAAGAAGACUCCCUUCGAUACUAAAACUUGGACUCCUUUUUCCAGAGGCUGUUGCUUGUUCUUAUUGCGUCAAUUAAUCAUCCUAAUUCGGAGUACGAUGAAAAGUGCAUUACAUCUGUAAUUCCUAAUUUGCGGUGAAUGUUGAAGUCGGAAAAUAAAAUCUUUGACGACGAGAACCGGGAUAAAGGAAUUCCAGAAUGAUGAUGGCAAACUCAAACCCAGUGCCUAAACUGUACAGAUCUAUAAUUGAGGAUGUCAUUGAGAGUGUGCAUGAGAUUUUCGUUGAUGAAGGUAUAGAAGAACAAGUUCUCAAAGACCUUAAACAAAUGUGGGAGUCCAAGAUCAUGCAGUCCAAAGCAGUUGAAGGAUUUGUAAAUGAGACCUUCAAUCCUUCAAAUUUUGUUCUUCAGCUUCCCCCAAACUUUAACCAUACUCUACAGAAGUCAACAGCAUCAAUUGUAAUUCCUGCUGGUCAGAAUGUUCAAAACUUUACAUCAACUGAUGUGAAUACCCAAGAUUCUUUGGCUACAUUUAGACUUCAACCUGGUGUUAAUUAUCCAGUGCAAAUACCUGCUGGAGUGACAUUGCAGACAUCAUCUGGUCAUUUAUAUAAAGUAAAUGUGCCUGUUAUGGUGACCCGUGCCUCAGGAAAUCAGAGAGUUCUUCAGCAACCAGUUCAACCACUUCUUGACCAAAGAAAGCCAGUUGGUGGACAGGGCUGUGGUGUGCAAAACAACAUUUUUCCAAAUGUCUCUUCUCAAAGAAAUGAAACCAUGCAGCAAUGUUCUAGUGGUCAGGCUGUACAGCAGGUGUUGAUUGGACACACUGUAAACUCUAGACAGAUGGCAACACAGCAACAAGUUGUCCUUCAACCACAAGUGGCAAUAAAUCAAGUCAUACUUCAACACAGUGAUAACCCAAACAAUAAUCAGAGAGUCGAGGAAGCUCAAGAUUGUAACCUUAUACAGUCUAUUGCAGAUCCUACAUCUGGCUUUACAGUACAACCAAAUAAAUCAAACCAGGUUCUGAAUCUUCUUAUGGAGGAAAAUGAAAAUGCUACUCUCAAUUCUGAAAUAUUUGGACAAGAGCUCUAUGAUGAUGCAAAUUCGGGAAUUUCAGAAAGUGAAAAAGAGAUUGACUUUAAUACAUCAAAGGAUUACAAUUUUAAUGACCUCAAAGAUGUAAUUCAGAUUGAUGGUACCUAUGACUCUUCAUCGGAGGAAGAUGUAGAAAAUUUGAAAGAAGUUAUGGAAAAUGAAUUUCUUGGAAUUAUUAGCACAGAAGAUAUUAAGGCAUUAGAAGAGGAUGAUAGUAGCUGUACUGUGGAUUCCUCAAGUGUUGGUGAUGAUGAAGAGCCUCCGGAGGAGAUUAUAGAGGAGGAUCCUUUAAACUCUGAAGAUGAUGUAAGUGAGCAGGACAUUCCAGAUCUUUUUGACACGGAUAAUGUCAUUGUUUGCCAGUAUGAUAAGAUUCAUCGAAGUAAAAACAGAUGGAAAUUCUACCUUAAAGAUGGAAUAAUGAGCUUCAGUGGAAAAGAUUAUGCCUUCUCAAAAGCUAUUGGAGAAGCAGAAUGGUAAAAACCAUAUAGGAAAGCAGUUACUAUAAAUAUUUUGGUCAAAUCUGUAGUGUUCAAGAGAACAAAACAUUGUUGAAGUA
This is a messenger RNA of Erpetoichthys calabaricus (reedfish), 1765 nucleotides long. It is a transcript of the gene gtf2a1l, whose product is annotated as general transcription factor IIA, 1-like. Gene Ontology annotation, biological process: transcription initiation at RNA polymerase II promoter; transcription by RNA polymerase II. The transcript has 9 exons. Lineage: Eukaryota; Metazoa; Chordata; Cladistia; Polypteriformes; Polypteridae. Gene Ontology annotation, cellular component: transcription factor TFIIA complex. The record is from RefSeq and is a predicted model, not a curated record. The coding region runs from base 307 to 1686 and encodes 459 amino acids.